Adineta steineri is the source of this 909-nucleotide messenger RNA. NCBI's taxonomy places the organism in Eukaryota, Metazoa, Rotifera, Eurotatoria, Adinetida, Adinetidae. The record is from the annotation of a GenBank genome assembly.
AUGACUAAAUCUAAUUCGACUUCUGAAUCAUUGUUUCCUUCAAGUUAUCCAGAUUUUGUAUACAAUUUUUCCUAUGGUGCAAAUAUGUUUCCCAAUGUUUUAUCGGGUCGAAGAAAAACUCACCCAAUAGAAUCUAUUCCCGGUGUAUUAGAAGGAUGGCAGUUAACUUUUGACUUACGAGGUAUUCCAGCACUUGAACCAUGUUUCGGAAAUAUUAAAGAAAAUCCUGAUGCAGAAGUUCAUGGUAUAUUACAUAAAAUGACUGGUAAACAAUUUAAAUAUUUAUUAACAACAGAAGGAGGAAGUGGAGUUAAUCCGAAUGGAUAUAUUCCACAUAAAGUUAAUGUACAUGCUUAUGAUGGACGUAUAAUUGAAGCUUAUACAUUAGUAGUUCGUCGGAUUAGUCCAUCAAUAGCGAGUCAUCAUGUAUUACCUAGUGUUCGUUAUAUGAGUCUUCUACGUAAUGGUGCUGCCCAUCAUAAGAUUCAUCCUUUAUAUAUUGAAUAUUUACAAUCUUUACCUUCAUUUGAACGUAGUAAACCAGUUAUGAUAUUAGUUAUUUUUGAAAUAUUAUUAUUGAUUAUUUUCUCUUCUCCAGUUUGGAUUCCCGUAGUUAUUUAUUACGUAUGUACAAACCAAAAAGCACAAGCAAGAGCAUAUUUUUUUUCAUUGAUUAUGGUUAAUUCAUGGCGUAUCUAUCGUUUUCUUGGUGCUAGUAGAGUUUUUCAACCUUAUUAUUCUGCACCAUUUCCUCUUGGAAGUACAAAUUUCAAAGAGAAUACAGAAACUUUUCGUACUCAAGUACAAAUCGAUGAACAAACAUUACCCGAUACUAUAACAGAUAUUUUACCCGAGUCCAACACAUCAUCGCCCAUUUCUCAAACAACUAUACAACGAAAAAACAGUUAA